This is a messenger RNA of Siniperca chuatsi (mandarin fish), 3203 nucleotides long. It is a transcript of the gene prrt2, whose product is annotated as proline-rich transmembrane protein 2. NCBI's taxonomy places the organism in Eukaryota, Metazoa, Chordata, Actinopteri, Centrarchiformes, Sinipercidae. Gene Ontology annotation, cellular component: membrane. The record is from RefSeq and is a predicted model, not a curated record. Bases 548 to 1207 code for a protein of 219 amino acids. The transcript has 5 exons.
ACCUAAUUGGGCUGAUUUUUGAACUCGUGUCCUCUGCGAGGCAGAGACCGGAGGACACCUUUUUAUCACCGACAUGUGAUGCAGCAUCACUGGAUACAUCUUCAGUGUUAUGAGCUGUUUUUCUGGGGUGAGGUGAGGAGGAUGCUAUAAUCCCGCCCGCCCUCCUCCUCCCACAUCACGUAGUCUGGUUGAUUUCACUUUUCGUUUCUCACACACACCCCUCCUCUCUGAUCCACCCUAACCCAUCCUGGAGACUCCCAGCACACUGCGCUGGAACAAGGCGCCGCAGCCGGUUCAGCAGCUUUCUCGACAUAAAAGGAUAUCUUCGGAUUUCAGACAAACGGCGCACGUUUGCAAACACAUCGUGGCUGUAGAGGAGAUGUUUGGUCGCGUCUGAUGCUGAUUUUUGCACCUGAGAAUAACGUUACCACGAUGGUAAAGCCAGGGAUGCUCCGGCUGUGUUGAGACAGGCACUGGAUUAAAAAGGUGUAACUACAGGCAGCACACACAGGACUGGACCACAAACAGGCUUCAUCUUGCUGUCAGCAUGGCUGUGAAUAUGAUGCCAUGUCCCGACAUUUGGCCAGGGGAGGAACAACCAUCGCUGCUGGACCAGGAGGGCUCUCUGGCGAGCCAAGCUCCUGUCUCUGAGCCAUGCCCACCAGUCAGAGGUGAACACAGCAGCAGCCCGGCCAGCACAAGGCUCCCCCGCAGCAAAUCCAAAGGAGAGCUAGUCAUAGUCAUCAACGAGAAGCUCAAGAACAGUAAUGGGAUCCAUCCAGCACCUGCAGAGAGCACCUCUCCAGUCAUCUCCUCUCCUCCCAGAAGACAACACUCCAUCUCUUACCCCCAUCACAGCAAGACCAGGAAGGGGAGCAGGGCGAGUUCCAUCGCCUACACCGCCUUCUCGCCCAGGCCGUCGCUUUCUCGCCACUCCAGCAUCGCCACCAACCCACCCUUGGACCGGACCAAAGUUAAAGACUACCUCUUCCUGUCCGUGCUGGCCUGCUUCUGCCCCGUCUGGCCCAUCAACAUCGUGGGAUUCGUCUACUCCAUCAUGUCCAAGAACAGUCUCGAGCAGGGAAAUCUGGAUGGUGCUGUGCGUCUGGGACGUGUGGCCAAGAUGCUCUCCAUGGUGUCACUAGUAGGAGGGACGGUCAUUAUCAUCGCCUGCAUUGUCAACCUGGCCAUAAAUGUGAAAACCUGAGUUUCAUCCCAUGAUGAAACUGGAUAAGGCAACUGAUCAUCUGGCCCGCACCUGCACCACCGUCUUUACCGCCUAGUCAUUACCUGGAUGUGUGACAAAUAUGCACCCGAUAUACAGUGCUUACUUGUAUUUCUGUAAUCUAUAUAAAUCCCUUUUGCUAAUGGAAGAAAAUAAAAUAUGCAAAUCCUGCGCUCUGAUUGGGGUGGGGGUGGGGUGGGUAGGGGGUGGGGUUGUCUGUCUGAUGAUAAAUGGAGAAGGGAGUAGGCAGUCUAAUCAGUCCCUUCGUAUUCUGGUCAACACAUUCAGAAGGAUUCUUGAGAAAGACACAAACUCUGCAAGAAUCCCAUCAUCACCCACAGAACUGACUCAGACAAGGUGGACUAGAAAAUGGGGAGAUUGUGGAGGUGGUUACAGAACGUGAAACGGGCAGGGUUGUCUCCCAGCUUCAGCGCCACACGCAAGUCCCAACAAAAUGUCCGUGAAGUCCAUCCUUCACUGCACCGACGACAGGAUGCAUCAGAGUUUCAGCUUGCCGUUAAAUCCCCUCGGAUACGUGGAGAGGCUCUGGGAUUUCUGUUGCAUUGGAAAUCACAGAGCAGAAACCCUUUCAAUCACAAUAUGUCCUCAGACUCUCCUCUGUGUGGUUCUCAUGACUCCUGCCAUACAUCUUGUGUUUGAGAGUGAGCGUACGGGUGGCAAAAGAGGAUGAAAAAGAGGCUUACCAAGGACUAGCUAUGGGUGCUAAAAUGGAAGGGAUUAUGGAAAGUCUCACACAGAAGGCACAGUCAUCACUGCAAGGAAAAAUAUGUGCCAAAAAAAAAAAAUUUAGAGGGAAAGUUUCUUGCUUUGUAAAGACCCCAAUCUGAUCACAGAAUUGCUGUUGUAGAGAGGAACAUCAAAAGUGUUUUUACUCUGCUGCAACUUCACUGUAUAGCCACUCGACACCACUGUGAGCCGGGAAAGGGUACAUGUUCGCAAAAAACCAAGUGUAGAGAGAUACUUAAAACAUUCAUUUUACAGUGAAGCUAAUUAUGCUUCAUCAUCUAUGUCCUAUCUUUUGAUAAUGUUUGUAAAACAUUGUUUUGAAACAGAAAGAUUUCUUAAUGUGAUGCUCUUGAAAGUGCUGUGCUGCAGUUGACAGGUGGUGGUAGUAUUGUGUGCAUAUGGGCAUCACUAUUUGGUUAACAAAUUAAAUAGCUUGUGAUUGCAGUCAAAGUUAUGACUGUAGCCUCAGUCCACAGGUAGCCUGUACUUUUAAACCAGACAGAUUGUGGCAUUUUUGUCCCUUGUAAAAAACCUAGAACAGCAACAAACACCUUAAUAUUUGCCCAUGUUGUUGUCAUACACAGGAGGAUGCUGUCUUUUGAUGGUUAAUUUGUAAAACACUGGUUCAGGGGACCAUGGUUUUAUGGGUGAUAUGAAUAGCAGCACUGUGGAGAACUAAUUUUUAAAUCUGCUAUAUUAUUAUUAUCAUAUCUCCUGUGUGUCUUUAACUAAACUGUAAUCUUUAUCUACCUGUGAUUCUCACUGUGAUAUAAAACAACUGGGUUUCAUCAAGAAUGGAUAAAACUCUCCUUAUUUACUAUAUCCUGCAUUUUGAAUCAUGUACAGAAACGCCACAAUUUCUCAUCAUGAGUUCACACCUGCAGACAAAUUUCUGUAAUGAUUAAGGCAUUUUUUCCUCUGUUAGUACUUCAUAUGUAAAUUUAAUUAUAAUCAAUGUAUUCUGCAGAUAUAAAUCUCAAUAUUGUGAUAAUUCUCUAGCUGAUAUGAGUUAGCAUUAAGUAGUUAUGAUCUAACGUAGGCACAGAAACUGUCGGCUAGCCUCCUGACAGUCAUUGUAUUACCACCAGGCUUCUUUAAUCUUUGUGGUUAUGGGCAUGUUGUGGAUUUUUAUUUAUGUAUGAUGAUAGAAGUUGAAAAUGACAAAGAUGAGCUGGAACUUGGAAUAUUAUACUUCUGCAGCACAUUCAUAAUAAAGACACAAUGCAUGCAA